UUUCCCAUCGUGUGGCCGAGCGCUGGUGCCAGACUUGAGGGUGAGGGCUCCACUUUGUUAGCCAUGUGUUUAUGAAACCCCCGCGGCUCGAUCUUUUUUGGCUGAUAAUCUCAAACAUGGAGGAUGCUUCUGAUUCUUCACAAGGGGUUGCUCCAUUAAUUAAUAAUGUAGCUCUCCCAGGCACUCCGCCGUCUCUUCCUGUAUCAGUGACAGGCUGUAAAAGUCAUCGAGCAGCCAAUAAAAAGGUAGAAGCGAGCAACGAAAGGCUCCUCCCAACCGCUCUUCCUCCUUCGGAGCCGAAAGUAGAUCAGAAACUUCCCAGGAGCUCCGAGAGGCGGGGAAGUGGCGGUGCGACGCGAUUCCCCCCCCGCCGCGCCGGAGACAGGCAGUGGCAGCGGGGAGAGGCGGCAGACGCGGGGGCGGCGGGGCGGCCGGCCGAGAAGUGACCCCCGGGGGGCCACGGAGCCUCCCUCCCUCCGGUAGUCGCGAAGGUAGAGAAGCGGCAGCCGGCGUGCUCGCAGGGAAGCCGGGCCGCGACGCGGGCGGCCGAGGGUCGGGGCGAGCCCCGCGGGCGGACGGGAGAUGCCGCUGCUACACCGAAAGCCGUUUGUGAGACAGAAGCCGCCCGCGGACCUGCGGCCCGACGAGGAAGUUUUCUACUGUAAAGUCACCAACGAGAUCUUCCGCCACUACGAUGACUUCUUCGAACGAACCAUCCUGUGCAACAGUCUUGUGUGGAGUUGUGCUGUGACGGGUAGACCUGGACUGACAUACCAGGAAGCACUUGAGUCAGAAAAAAAAGCAAGGCAGAAUCUUCAGAGUUUUCCAGAACCACUAAUUAUCCCAGUGUUAUGCUUGGCCAGCUUUACCUGUCGUUCACGCUUACAAGAAGUCUGCGAUGACAUUUUUGCGUAUAUCAAGGAUCGGUAUUUUGUUGAAGAAACUGUGGAAGUCAUUAGGAGCAAUGGUGCAAGGUUACAGUGUAGAAUUGUGGAAGUCCUCCCUCCGUCACAUCAGAAUGGUUUUGCCAAUGGCCAUGUUGCCGUUGUGGAUGGAGAUACCAUUGUCAUCAGCGAUAGUGAUGAUUCCGAAUCACAAAGCUGUUCUUUUCAAAACAGGAAAAAAAAAGGUGCAAUUGAUCCUUUAUUAUUGAAGUAUAAGGUGCAACCCACUAAAAAGGAAUUAUACGAAUCUACUAUUGUUAAGGCAGCGCAAAUCAGCCGGAGGAAACACCUAUUUUCUCGUGAUAAACUAAAGCUUUUUCUGAAGCAACACUGUGAAUCACAAGAUGGAAUCAUUAAAGUUAAGGUAUCGUCUGUUUUGACAUAUAAAAUUACAGAACGAGAUCUUUCUUACUUAUUUCCUGAUGAUCUGUCCACGUUUAUCUUCAGUCCAGCCAAUAGGAGAAGAGGAAGGCCUCCCAAAAGAUUGUCUGUUAGUCAAGAUGACUGUGUUAAUCAGCAGAAUAUUGUAGGUUUUAGAAACAAAGCGAUUAAGGAAAGAGACAAACUUUUGAGACAAGAAGAAAUGAAGUCACUGGCUUUUGAAAGGGCCAAAUUAAAAAGGGAAAGAGCUGAUGCCCUACAAGCCAAGAAAAAAGAAAAGGAAGAUAAAGAGAAAAAGAGAGAAGAAUUGAAGAAAAUUGUUGAAGAAGAGAGACUAAAGAAAAAAGAAGAAAAAGAGAGGCUUAAAAUAGAAAGAGAAAAGGAAAGAGAGAAAUUACGUGAAGAAAAGCGAAAAUAUAUGGAAUACUUGAAACAGUGGAGUAAACCUAGGGAAGACAUGGAAUGUGAUGAUCUUAAGGAACUUCCAGAACCAACUCCAGUGAAAACUAGACUACCUCCUGAAAUUUUUGGUGAUGCUCUGAUGGUUUUGGAGUUCCUUAAUGCGUUUGGAGAACUUUUUGAUCUUCAGGAUGAAUUUCCUGAGGGAGUAACCCUAGAAGUGUUAGAGGAAGCUCUUGUAGGAAAUGACAGUGAAGGCCCACUAUGUGAAUUGCUUUUUUUCUUCCUGACUGCAAUCUUCCAGGCAAUAGCUGAAGAAGAAGAGGAAGUAGCCAAAGAGCAAAUAGCUGAUGCUGACACCAAAGGUUGCAGUUUGAAAAGCUUGGAUCUUGACAGCUGCACUCUCUCUGAGAUCCUCAGACUGCACAUUCUAGCUUCAGGUGCUGAUGUCACAUCAGCAAAUGCCAAGUACAGAUACCAGAAACGAGGAGGGUUUGACGCUACAGACGAUGCUUGCAUGGAGCUCCGCUUGAGCAAUCCCAGUCUGCUGAAGAAGCUGUCAAGUACUUCCGUGUAUGAUUUGACUCCAGGAGAAAAAAUGAAGAUACUCCAUGCUCUCUGUGGGAAGCUACUGACCCUAGUUUCUACUAGGGAUUUUAUUGAAGAUUAUGUUGAUGUAUUACGACAGGCAAAGCAGGAGUUCCGGGAGCUAAAAGCGGAACAGCAUCGAAAAGAGAGGGAAGAAGCAGCUGCUAGAAUCCGUAAAAAGAAAGAAGAAAAGCUUAAGGAACAAGAACAAAAAAUGAAAGAGAAGCAAGAAAAGCUGAAAGAAGAUGAGCAAAGAAAUUCGACUGCAGAUGUAUCCGUAGGGGAGGAAGAAAGGGAAGAUUUUGAUACUAGCACUGAGAGCAAAGAAACUGAGCAAAAGGAACUGGACCAAGAUACAGUCACUGAAGAUGAAGAUGACCCUGGAGCACUUAAAAGGGGAAGAAGAGGGAAAAGAUAUCCAACUGGAUUUAAAGACCUUCGAAGGCAAGAAGAGAUCAAUUGUGGAACAAGAGAGCCCCUUAAUAUUGAUGAGGAAGAAGCUUUAAAGCAAGAACACCAACGAAAAGAGAAGGAGCUCUUAGAAAAAAUCCAAAGUGCCAUAGCAUGUACCAAUAUCUUCCCCUUGGGCCGUGACCGUAUGUACCGGCGGUACUGGAUUUUCCCUUCCAUUCCUGGAUUGUUUAUUGAGGAGGAUUACUCUGGUCUUACUGAAGACAUGCUGCUGCCUAGACCUUCAUCAUUUCAGAAUAACAUGCAGGCUCAAGAUCCUCAGGUGUCCAUCAAAACCGAAGAAUCCUUGAUGUCUGAGCCUACCUCCAGCAUGGACCAAGGUCUGCGUGAUGACUCUGCGCAGCUGCCUAAACCUGUGCACAAGCCAAACCGGUGGUGCUUUUACAGUUCAUGUGAACAACUGGACCAGCUUAUUGAAGCCCUUAAUUCCAGAGGAUACAGAGAAAGUGCCUUAAAAGAAACGUUGUUGCAAGAAAAAAGCAGAAUAUGUGCACAGCUAGCUCGUUUUUCUGAAGAGAAAUUUCAUUUUUCAGAAAAGCCUCAAACUGAUAGCAAGCCUGUAUAUACUAGAGGCAAAUCUUCCAGUGCGUGUGAUUCAUCUCAGAUGUCUGCAGAAAAGCAACUUGAACUGAGACUGAGAGAUUUUCUUUUGGAUAUUGAAGACAGGAUCUACCAGGGAACAUUAGGAGCAAUCAAGGUUGCAGAUCGACACAUCUGGAGGUCAGCCUUAGAAAGCGGGCGGUAUGAGCUGUUGAGUGAGGAAAACAAGGAAAAUGGGAUCAUUAAAGCUGUGAAUGAAAGUGUAGAAGAAAUGGAAAUUGAUGAACAAGCAAAGGUCAUAGUAAAAGACAGACUUUUGGGUAUAAAAACAGAAACUCCAAGUACUGCCUCAACUACCACAAGUACGCCACAGCCGGUGAGCAGGGUGGUUCAUCAUCUGGCAGGGGCGCUCUUUCAGAUAGAGCAGGGCAUUGAGCGGCGUUUUCUCAAAGCUCCACUAGAUGCCAGUGACAGUGGACGUUCUCAUAAAACCGUUCUUGACCGUUGGAGAGAGUCUCUCCUUUCCUCUGCCAGCCUCUCCCAAGUCUUCCUGCACCUGUCCACCUUGGAUCGCAGUGUGAUAUGGUCAAAGUCAAUACUGAAUGCUCGUUGUAAGAUAUGCCGGAAGAAAGGGGAUGCUGAGAACAUGGUGCUUUGCGAUGGCUGUGACCGGGGUCAUCACACCUACUGCGUUCGACCAAAGCUCAAGACCGUGCCUGAAGGAGAUUGGUUUUGUCCAGAAUGUCGACCAAAGCAGCGUUCUAGAAGACUCUCCUCUAGACAGAGACCAUCCUUGGAAAGUGAUGAAGAAAUGGAAGACAGUCUGGAAGGUGAGGAUGAUGACGUUGAUGAUGAUGAUGAAGAGGGUCAAAGUGAGGAGGAAGAAUAUGAGGUAGAAGAAGCUGAAGAUGACUCUCAAGAAGAGGAAGCAGUCAGCCCACCAAAACGAGGACGACCACAAGUGAGAUUGCCAGUUAAAACAAGAGGGAGGUUUAACUCUUCUUUCUCAAGUCGUGGCCAACGACAAGAUCCAGGAAGAUACCCUUCAAGGAGCCUGCAAAGCACACCCAAAGCAGCUGUUUAUUCCAGAACUCCUGGUAGAAACCUAAGGAAGAUAAAAUCUGCUCCUCCCACGGAAACAAAAUCUUUAAGAAUUGCCAGUCGUUCUACUCGCAAUAGUCCUGGGCUGCUGCAGACAGACGUUUUUGUGGAACUGCUGAGCCCUCGAAGAAAACGCCGAGACAGGACAAGUGCUAAUAAUUCAGGAAAUAGUCCCGACAUCCCUAACUUAAGAGUCAUUGCCACAAAAUCAAGUGGGCAGUCAAGAACUUUUGAUUCUGCUUCAAAGCUCUCUCUCCAAGACAGUGAAUCCAAGAGACGGGGCAGGAAAAGACAGUCUACAGAGUCAUCUCCUGUGACACUGAGCCGAAGGAGUUCUGGCAGACAGGGAGGAGUUCAUGAACUGUCUGCUUUUGAACAGCUUGUUGUGGAAUUGGUACGGCAUGAUGACAGUUGGCCAUUUCUGAAACUUGUUUCUAAAAUCCAGGUCCCAGAUUACUAUGACAUCAUUAAAAAGCCCAUUGCCUUAAAUAUAAUUCGUGAAAAAGUGAAUAAAUGUGAAUAUAAGCUAGCGUCUGAGUUUAUUGAUGACAUUGAGUUAAUGUUUUCCAACUGCUUUGAGUACAACCCUCGUAACACAAGUGAGGCCAAAGCUGGAAGUAGGCUUCAAGCAUUUUUCCACAUUCAGGCACAAAAGCUUGGACUCCAUGUCACGCCCAAUAACGUGGACCAAGUUAGCACACCUCCUGCUGCCAAAAAGUCACGAAUCUAAUUCUAUCCUUCUAAAGGAUAUAUUGAGGAAAAAGAAAUUGUUCAUGAAAAAGGAACAUUAAAUCAUGCUCUAAAGCAGACGUAUCUAUAAAGCAAUAACAACAGAUUGACCACAUUGAAGUGUGGCCUGCACUAUAUUCUCAAUUUUAUAUUAAGCACUCAGGAGAAUGUAGGAAAGAUUUCUUUGCUACAGUUUUGUUCAGUAUCUAAUAAGUUUGAUAGCUGUAUUGGAUACAGUACUGGUUUACAGAGGGAUUUGUACAUUUUGAGAUCAUUCAUGUGUCCAUUUUUUUAACCUGUGAUUUAUUUUGUCAUUUGAUUUUUUUUAGAAUUCAUGGUGUUAAGGGAGAUAUAUUUGAACAGAUAAAUCUCCUGUGGCAUGAUAUAGAAAAAUGGAUUUAGGUCUUAAGAAUUGUUGGGUGAGCGCUUUCUUUCAACACUACACAUGAAUGGAUCCAAUGUUAUAUCUUUGAAGUGCUGUACCAGUACUGGCUGGAGGUAUUAAGUCUGAGUUUAUUAACUAGAUAUUUAUUUAGCAGUCAAGAUAAUUUGUGAAUUUGUUUUGUAUUUAUAAAAUUUAUACCUGGAAACUGUUCUUUAAUUUUUUAAACAUUUUGCUGUGGUUUUGUUUUAUUUUUCUGACUUCCUUAAUGAUCAAUCAAAACAGGUAACACCCUCCCCUGUCCCUGACAGUUCUUUUGGUUUUACAGAGCUGUUCCAAGUUGCUUUGUGCAACUUUUCAAGUGUACAAAUAAAAUGAUACUUUUUUCAAGUA
Molecule: messenger RNA, 5928 nt
Organism: Ochotona curzoniae (black-lipped pika)
Lineage: Eukaryota; Metazoa; Chordata; Mammalia; Lagomorpha; Ochotonidae
Gene: BAZ1A
Product: bromodomain adjacent to zinc finger domain 1A
Exons: 26
Coding region: 583-5154 (1523 amino acids)
Biological process (GO): chromatin remodeling
Molecular function (GO): protein binding
Source: RefSeq, a predicted model, not a curated record